AUGGCGGCCCGUUAUGACCGGGCAAUCACCGUCUUCUCACCCGACGGGCACCUCUUCCAAGUGGAGUACGCACAAGAGGCAGUAAAGAAGGGAUCCACGGCGGUUGGAAUUCGAGGCACUGAUAUAGUUGUGUUGGGAGUAGAAAAAAAAUCCGUUGCCAAACUUCAAGAUGAAAGAACCGUAAGGAAGAUCUGUGCCCUUGAUGACCAUGUCUGCAUGGCUUUUGCAGUACAUGUGAUCAGGGUCUUCAUUGGCCUAACUGCUGAUGCUAGAAUAGUAAUUAACCGAGCCCGUGUGGAGUGCCAAAGCCACAAACUGACUGUUGAGGAUCCAGUCACAGUGGAAUAUAUAACACGUUUCAUAGCAACAUUGAAGCAGAGAUACACACAGAGCAACGGACGAAGACCUUUUGGCAUUUCUGCUUUAAUUGUGGGUUUUGAUGAUGAUGGUAUCCCAAGGUUAUACCAGACCGACCCAUCUGGUACCUAUCAUGCUUGGAAGGCAAAUGCAAUAGGCCGCAGUGCUAAGACUGUUCGUGAAUUUCUGGAAAAAAAUUAUACAGAAGGCACUAUAGCAACUGACAGUGAAGCUAUCAAAUUGGCAAUAAGAGCACUGCUAGAAGUUGUUCAGUCUGGUGGAAAAAACAUUGAACUUGCUAUCAUAAGAAGAAACCAGCCAUUGAAGAUGUUUAGUGCCAAAGAAAUUGAAUCUCAAGUUGUGAAUAUAGAAAAAGAAAAGGAAGAAGCAGAGAAGAAAAAAUCAAAGAAGGUGGUUUAA
This is a messenger RNA of Gracilinanus agilis (Agile Gracile Mouse Opossum), 777 nucleotides long. It is a transcript of the gene PSMA8, whose product is annotated as proteasome 20S subunit alpha 8. Gene Ontology annotation, biological process: ubiquitin-dependent protein catabolic process. The coding region runs from base 1 to 777 and encodes 258 amino acids. The transcript is spliced from 8 exons. The record is from RefSeq and is a predicted model, not a curated record. Lineage: Eukaryota; Metazoa; Chordata; Mammalia; Didelphimorphia; Didelphidae. Gene Ontology annotation, cellular component: proteasome core complex, alpha-subunit complex; proteasome core complex; nucleus.